UUUAUAACAAAAAUCAUAUUUUGCCCAAGUAUUCCAGGACAUUGCCCUUCCCUCCGCGCACGGCGUCUCCGAUUACCGGUUCAGAUAAAAUGCUGCAGUUAUUUCUAUCUAAACCAUCAUGGAAGGAAAAUGUAGAUGAUGAAUCAGCUGAACAGAGAAAAGCUCUUCUAAAUGAGCUAGAAUCAGUCAUCUGGUCACUGAUAUCGGUGGAAGGUCGAUCUGAAUCUCGUCUUUGGCUUUGCAUUGCUAUCGCAGAUGUACGGUCUAUAACACCUCGUAAUCAACAUGAGUUAUUCAUGACCUUAUUGAGGUCUAAGCCACUAAAGCGGCCCUUAGUCGGACAACUCCUACGAUUGCUUUUCCAGAAGGAACCUCAGAAAGCAGGGCAUAUCAUUGCAAAGAAAUGCUUUUUAUUAGAAAAUUUCUUCAAAGGAAACCAAAACCGUAUUUUGCAGUGGUUCUCUAAUUUUGCUGGUACUGGUUAUGCAACCCAUACAAAGGGGGCUAAGGCACUGUCCCAGUUUGCUUUUGUAAAUAGAGACAUCUGUUGGGAGGAGCUCGAGUGGAGGGGGAAACAUGGGCAAUCUCCUGCAAUGGUUGCUACAAAGCCCCACUAUUUUCUUGAUCUGGAUGUCGAACGAACAGUGGAGAAUUUUCUUGAUAUGUUUGUUGACUUGAUGUACAAGGAGGAUUUGAAAGAAGUUUGGGAAAUUAUAGAUGAGUUUCUCAUUGAGCAAUCUUUCUCUUUCUUAUGUCAACACCUUCUCAUCGUUCUUGGGGAACAAGAUCUAAAGGUUUUCUUGGAUUUACUCCAAAGACAUGUUAAGCCAAGGUUGCAAAAGAUGGAUUGUCAUGAUUCUUCUUUUUGGCUGGAGAUCAUACUCUCCAAGUGUGAUGGCAGUAAUUCUCUUGAUCAGUUGCUUCUCUUGAAUGCAGUUACUACUCAAACUCGGCAGCUUAUGCGAUUUAUACGUGACGAAGGAAGUCAGGAGCAAAAGGAAAAGGUUAAGCAUAUUGUUUUCCAAAUUUGUACACCAACAAUCUGUAAAGAUAGCUUUAUACCAAUUCUAAGAGAAUGUUUCAGCAGAAAAUCUUUAGGAACUAUAAAAUGGUUGGGAUUGCAGUCUUGGGCAUUCCACUAUUAUUUAUCUGAGGAAUUCCAACAUUCCAGUUCCUGGGAAUGUUUAUUUGUCAGCAAUGACAUAAGCUUUCGCAAGUCCAAGACUUAUCCAAUAUUAGAUCAUGAUCAACUUCUGGAAGAAAGUGAGUCUGUGCAGGACACCAGGUCAGCCAGAAAUAAGCGCAAGAAAAUGCAAAAACACAAAAAGAAAAAGAGAAGGAAUCUUGAAUUUGAAGAAUUAGAUGGGGUAGAAUUUGCCGAUGUUAUUGAGGAUAGAGCGGAAUUUCAUUUGACAUCUGGUGACUGGUUGCUUUCUACUGAUGGGUAUUCAACUACUUGGAGCAGCGUAGACCUACCUGAGCACCUAUCAAAACAUUGCUUCUUCACGUGGAUGAAGUGGGUUAUUGAGGGCAUGGAGAGAUGAUCUUUCAUUCGUGGUUGGAGUUCUUAUCUAACAACAAAAAGAUUAUGGUCAUCUUAUGCUUUCCAUAUCCAUCCCCUUAUGGAAGAACUUGCAGGUGGAUUCGACAAGUGAGAUAAAAAGGGGCCGGUUCUUGAUUUAUCACUCUGGUUCAACGUCAGGAAGCAUCUAUUAAAUGGUGCUUCGUCAUUGCCUUCUGUCCUGAUUGCAACUUUCUAUUUCUUUUACCUUGAAUCCUGCCUUGUAAGUCAAGUAUUUACCGAAGCAAUUCUUCACUGAUUGUGAAGGUAACGAUCGAUAUGAGGACAUUGCAGGUUUGAGUUCCGCUCUUUCCUUGGGCCUUAUGUGCUUAAAGCAGACCUUUCUCUGCCUGAUGUUUUCUUUGUUCCACACCAUGUUUCCAAUGGGCAGAGGUCCUUUAUUGCCAUUUGCCAGAGCCCAGGAAAGCCAGAAGUUUCUUUUGCACCUACUUAUACAGAUCCUAACAGUUAAUUUUUCAUGUAAUUGAAGUUUGGAAAUGUAGCCCCGUCGAUUUCAUCUAAGUUUUUCAUGAUAUGAUGUAUUGACGGUGCUACUCUAUUUUCCUUGAUGAAUUAUAGUUGUGAGGAUUUGGAUUA
Nicotiana tabacum (common tobacco) is the source of this 2158-nucleotide messenger RNA. RefSeq lists its product as uncharacterized. The record is from RefSeq and is a predicted model, not a curated record. Lineage: Eukaryota; Viridiplantae; Streptophyta; Magnoliopsida; Solanales; Solanaceae.